Molecule: messenger RNA, 4361 nt
Organism: Petromyzon marinus (sea lamprey)
Lineage: Eukaryota; Metazoa; Chordata; Hyperoartia; Petromyzontiformes; Petromyzontidae
Product: serine/threonine-protein kinase PAK 4-like
Biological process (GO): protein phosphorylation
Molecular function (GO): ATP binding; protein serine/threonine kinase activity
Source: RefSeq, a predicted model, not a curated record
CCUCCCCCUUUCUCUCCCCCGCCCCCCCCUCCCGCCCGCGAACAUGGCGACCCCACCUCCCGCUUAGGCUGACUGGGGUCUCGGUGUGGCGAGUUGCGUCGGACGAAGGACGGCAAAAGAACGACGACAAAGACGUCCACCGACGAUGAGCUAAGGGGUGGAGAUUUAAGGGAACGCUCGAGGAGCGAACGCGAGUCGACGUUGGGCUCGUGUUAGAGGCCGCGAGGCACCCAGAGUUUGUCGUCUGCAGGUCAUCACUAACCAGUCUUGAGAAGCCACAAGAAAAGGAAAAGCAAUCCCUGGUGACUAAGCUGUGGGAAACUACUGUGCAACAUGUUCACCAAAAAGAAAAAGCAGCGGCCUCAAAUCUCCGCGCCAUGCAACUUCGAGCACCGGGUGCACACCGGCUUCGACCUCGCGGAGGGCCGCUUCACCGGCCUGCCUCCACAAUGGCAGAGCCUCUUGGCCGACACGGCAAACCGGCCCAAACCAGUGGUGGACGCCUCUUACAUCACGCCGGUGGACCUGGCUCCCAUGAAGAUAAUUGUGCGCGGCAGCAAAAAGUUACCCAUCAACGACAGCAUCGUAACUGAAAUGAGCAGCCUAUCCGUGUCGCGCUCCAAUUCUCUGCGCGUUCGUGAAGACCGGCAAGAUGUCCCGUACCGAGGCUCGGACAGGAUACGUACUGGACCCAGGCCUAUUACCACCAUCAUGCAAGAUGAGGAAUAUCGCGAACAUAGACGUGACAGGGAUUGUGAACGGGAGACCGACGGAACUCACACUGAUGGCCGGUUUGGUCGAAGUGACAGGAUUUCCCAGCCGAAGGUGGUUAAUGGACGGCAAGGAUCGCUGGAACAGGGAUACAACCGCAAAGGACAAGGCAGACCACCGCCUGGCUACCCGGUAGCCAUCACAAAAGAGAGGCCCCCACAGAUACCAGAAUCACAAUUGUGGCACAUGACUGAGCCUUCUGCCGGAGUGAUGCACCGCAACAAAGAGAGGGAACGAUUCCAUGACGGAGACGGGGACCGAGCGGUGGUUAGCGUCAGGGAUGAUUCUGGUCGACCCAAAUCGUCGUACGAGGUCCACCCGGUGGCGACCGGGCCUAAGGAACGACCUAGGUCGGGGCCGGAUACUGCGGAGCGACCGAGUCGCACCUCAACCCGGUCAACAGGGCUUCCCCGGCCACCCCUCCCUACAGGCCGACAGCUUCAGUCAGGCUCUCUUCACUCACAGCAUCCAGCAAUGAAGUAUGAGAAAAGUGAUGCUCAACAUUCUGAAGACAGAGAAGUGGAAAAUGUGGAUGCAUACAACCGGGUUCCAACACCUCCCACAGUUGGGGAAAAAUCUGCUCAAGUAAAAAGUGGCCCACCUGCCACUUUUCCAAAGCCAAACAAGCCAUUUCCAGCAAAGCCACCAUCACCACCACCACUACCCCCCACCUCUUAUGUGUCUACAUCCCUUCCUCGACCUCCAGCGCAUCAUCAAAUGGAGGGAGUGUCUCAGAGAAAAGACCGACAAUCUCAGAGUGCAUCGGACUCGAGUGGAAGCGGGCCUCCCCGUGCUCACUCACAGCAGUCCAUCACGGAAAGCCAAAGUCAGCGAGUGUUUGAUUCAUCAGCAAAGCGGGGGUCUGGGAAAAAUGAGCAACAUCCAGCAGCUGUGGACCAUUCUGAGCCGUCAUUGGAUACGGGGGACAUCGGAUCCAGCAAUUCUGCUCAGCAGCAGUCUCGGCACCAUCCAGAUGACAAUCAUAAUCAGCAGCCGUCAUCCCUGAAUCACUCGCAUGUAAUCCAGAGUAAUGGGCCAAGUGCCCCAACAAAAAAAAUGGGUGCUCCUUUAUCAAAGCCUGGAGGAGGUGGUCAAAACAACCACAGCACACAUUCAGGGCCACAGUCUCAGCAGCACCAGCCUCCUCGAAUCUCCCACGAGCAGUUUCGAGCAGCGCUACAGCAGGUGGUCGACCCAGGAGACCCCUCGCAGUUCCUGGGAAGUUUCAUCAAGAUUGGGGAGGGCUCGACGGGGGUUGUUUGUCUAGCUGAGGACAAACGCACUGGCAAGCAAGUCGCUGUCAAGCGCAUGCAUCUUCGCAAGCAGCAGCGGCGUGAGCUACUCUUCAAUGAGGUGGUGAUCAUGCGGGAGUAUCACCAUGAGAAUGUGGUGAACAUGUACAACAGCUAUCUGGUGGAUGAUGAGCUGUGGGUCGUCAUGGAGUUUUUAGAAGGAGGAGCUCUGACUGACAUCGUUACCCACACCAGGAUGAACGAGGAGCAGAUCUCAGCAGUGUGUGUAUCGGUGCUGAGGGCACUGGCCUACCUGCAUGGGCAGGGUGUUAUCCACCGAGACAUCAAAAGUGACUCCAUCCUGCUCACGGCUGACGGCAGGAUCAAGCUCUCAGACUUUGGCUUCUGUGCCCAAGUGUCCAAGGAGGUGACACGGAGGAAGUCGUUGGUGGGAACGCCGUACUGGAUGGCCCCCGAAGUCAUAUCCAGGCUUCCCUAUGGCCCUGAGGUGGACAUCUGGUCUUUAGGUGUGAUGGUCAUGGAGAUGGUGGACGGGGAGCCACCCUACUUCAAUGAGCCACCACUACAAGCCAUGCGUCGCAUUCGUGACAACAUCCCACCGAAGAUCAAGAACUCCCAAGGGACUACGGUGCAGCUGAGGAGUUUCCUAGACCGCAUGCUCGUGCGGGAUCCCACGCAGCGUGCUUCUGCAGUGGAGCUCCUUGGGCACCCGUUCCUCCAGAACGCAGGGCCACCGUCCUGUGUGAUUCCACUUAUGCGACAGCAUAGAGGACGCUGACAAAAGCGAUACUUUAAAAGAUUGCUAAUUACCUUUGCACAAUAAUUCCUGCUUUGCUUAUGCACCUUUUCAUCUCCCAUGUGGAUUGUGUCGGGGAUUUUUGUUGUUUUCAAAUGUUUUUAAGCGUGAAUGAAUCCUAUCAUGGGGAAGAUUGGUACGACACCUUUACAUAGCUACAUCAACAGUCCACCAAUGUUGGUUACAUGAGUGGGCUAAACUAUCACUCUUUUUUUUUAUAGCAUGCCUCUGUACAAAAUUUAUUGUAGAAGUUUGUCUUCCUUAUUAUUAGAGUAUGGUGUGUACAUUUCAUCGGUGACAUAUCAAAGUGUACGAACUACUGAAAAACCUGUGUAAUGUGCAUCCUUGUCAACUGAUUUUUUUUCCUGCCUAAAAUCUGAAUGUUAUUAGUCGUAUUCACUGAAAUUGAAAAAAUACUUGCUGGUUUAAGUAAAAAUUAAAGGCCUUUCAAGUAAUGGAUCCUUUAUUUACUUUUAUAUUUUGUAAAUAUAUUAAAAUUAAGCACUUACAUUUGAUUAUAAAUAUGGGAGAUUAAGGAUCUGGGAAUAUUUUUUUGUCCAACGUGCCAGAAAUGGUUGCGUUAACUGGUAAGUGAUUGUGAACAUUUUUCACACCAACUUUAUAAUAUGCAGCUAACAGUUGAUGAGUGGACAAUUUCUCCCCUCCCAAAUAACCUAUUUUGCAGCAUUGUUCACGAUUUUAUAAUCUGAAUUUUCAGAUGGUAGUGCAACAGGUACUAUAUUUUACAAUUCUCUUUGCAGGUUAACUUUUAUUAUUUUCCCACAAAAAUCUUGAAUAGGUACGGUAAAUCACUUGCAGCCCAACGUGAUAUUUAUUUCCCUGAUUUUUUUUAUCAAAACAAUUAUGGUUUUGGGGACCAACUUCUGUUAUGGACACUUUUUUUUCACAUCACACUGGGUUUAUAAAUGUCACUUGCUGCAGGUUUAAAAGGUGAAAUAUUGAAACGUGUUAUUUUAACUUCAAGCAAAAUGCAAGACAACGUAUUUGUCAACCAAACGAUUGAAUCUGGCAGCCUUGUCAGGUUCACGUUUCUGAUUCUUGAAAAGCAAAUGUUUAUGUACAGACAUUUUGGUGUAACAACUGUACAUUGUACUGUAAUGUUAGUCUUUUGUCAUUAUUUUACUGCACUACCCGAUUGUACAGUUUCUUAUUGGGGAGUACUGUUAACUUUUUCAUUUUGAGACUGGAACGCUUCACAAAUUUUUUUAAUUAUUGGAAAAGGUAACGUGAUACCUGCUUUUGCCUUGUGUUUUUUUGACAAUUCCUUUAUAUGAAGACACCUGCAGUCUUUGUUGCCACUUGCUUUUUUGCUGUAUUAGGUUUCAUAGAUCAAGUUGUCCUUGCUAUUUACCUAGGAGCAGUUGAACAAAACGCCCAUCAGUGAGAGUUUCACCAUUUUGGCUCGUGGAUUUAAACAUUCUGGGAUUACCAUUACUGAGGAUAUCUGCUAGGUGUUAAUAGUUUCACAGUUAAUAUGACUGCAACAUUCAUUCAAAAAUAAAACAUCGGUUGAUUUACAA